Messenger RNA from Microthlaspi erraticum, 5514 nucleotides. Lineage: Eukaryota; Viridiplantae; Streptophyta; Magnoliopsida; Brassicales; Brassicaceae. The record is from the annotation of a GenBank genome assembly.
AUGGACGGGCAAGGGCAUGAACCCGAGGUCCAUAAUCAGACUGUUGAGGAUGAACAAUUGGCUGCUGCGGCGGGGGCGAUUGUGUUAGCGGCGGAGACGGAAAAUUCAACCGGCGGAGCUGGUGGAGAAGAAGGAGAACAACAUGAAGGAGAAGAGCUGGGUGUGGAUGACGAGCUUAUAGACAAGGCGCAGAAGCUCAUGGAAAAAAUCACCUCUUCUGCUAAUAACCCUAAUCCUAAUAUCCUCCACGCCCUUAGCCAUCUCCUCGAAUCUCAGGAGUCUCUGUUCUUAAAGAAGAAUGGGUACUACUCCAAUGACCGCGGUAAUCAUACCAGUGGCAAGCUGUGUAGUCUCAUCCGAGAAAAUGAUGAGUUCUUUGAAUUGAUUUCCUCAAAUUUUCUAUCUGAGAAUACUUACUCAACGGCGGUGAAGGCAGCCUCUGCAAGGUUGCUAAUGAACUGUUCGCUUACUUGGAUGUACCCUCAUGUUUUCGACGAUGCUGUUACGGACAAUUUCAAAAAUUGGGUCAUGGAAGAUGCAGUCAAGUUUCCCGUUGAAGACUCUGGCAGGAAAGAAGCCUCAGAUUCCGAAAUGUUAAAGACUUAUUCUACAGGUCUUCUUGCUCUCUCUCUGGUGAGCCGUGGGCAAUUAGUUGAAGACGUCUUGAAGUUAGGACUAUCUACUAAGCUUAUGCAUUAUCUUCGAGUACGAGUUAUUGGAGAGCCAAGCACAAGCCGUAGAGAUGCGCCUCACACAGCUGAGGUCAAACAUGUGUCCUUAAAAACGAAAGAAGAAGGUCGAAGUAGGGUGCGGAAGGUUGUGGAUACAGUUGAAGGCGAUCGUGUUCUUGACAUAGACUCCGGCAGAGAGAUGGGACAAUCUGAUGUGUGGUCUGAAGGCGAAUUGGAAAUGGAUGGAAGCGAAAGAUGUAAUGUUUCAGGUGUUGUUGAUUGUAAAAUGAAACCUGGAGAUGACAAUAGUGGAAGAGAGGACCCCCCAAAACCCAGACUGAACCGCUCAAGAUCCCAGGGGAGAGGAAGGGUUCACGAAGGUGCAACUGAUGCAGAAACUCUCUUGGCAUCUCCUAAAUCAGGUCGUCUGGUUGUCAGAGAUAGAGAUCCAUCAAAAAGAUUAGAUGUCAGAAAUGCAGAUAGAAAGAAGUCUGACACUGUGGAGAUAGAAAGAGAGGAGAAUGAUGAGUGCUUUCAAGGUUGCGUAAUAGGAACCAUAAACAUAACUGAUCUAGUAAAGCGUGCAGUUGGAGCUGCUGAAACUGAAGCUAGAGCUGCCCAUUUUCCUCCGGACGCUGUUAAAGCAGCUGGCGAUCAUGCAGCAUACCUUGUUAAAACUGCUGCUUUGGAGGAAUUCAGUUCUUCUGGUAGUGAAGAAGCUGCUGUAUCUGCUGCUACUCGUGCAGUUAUAGAUGCCGAUAAUGCUACUGAGGCUUUAAGAAAUCCUACUUGUGUUAACGCUGAGCAGACUACAGAUUUGAGCAGUGUGGAAACAGACGCAAUUGAGGAUGUUGGAGAAGUUUCACUUCCGGAUAUGGAAUCGUUGGCUCAGUUACAGGAAAAAUAUUGCAUCCAGUGCCUUGAAACACUGGGAGAAUAUGUGGAGGUGCUCGGGCCUGUACUCCAUGAAAAAGGUGUUGACGUAUGCAUUAUGCUGUUGGAACGUACAUCCCAAUUUGAUGAUAGUUCUGCUCUGUCUCCUUUGUUACCUAAUGUGAUGAAGUUAAUUUGCGCUUUGGCUGCGCACCGGAAAUUUGCUGCAAUGUUUGUUGACCGGGGUGGCAUACAAAAAUUACUUGCUGUUCCAAGGGUUACUGAGACCUUUUAUGGUCUCUCAUCUUGCUUAUACACCAUAGGCUCUCUUCAGGGUAUAAUGGAGCGUGUCUGUGCACUUCCAACAGAACUCAUACGUCGAGUGGUUGAUUUAGCUAUCGAACUUCUAGAGUGUUCCCAGGAUCAAGCAAGAAAAAAUUCUGCUUUAUUCUUUGCUGCUGCGUUUGUCUUCAGAGCCAUUUUAGAUGCAUUUGAUAAAGAUAAAGAUAAAGAUACUAGUAAAGAUACUAGUAAAGAUACUAGUUUGCAGAAACUCCUUGCAGUACUUAAAGAUGCAGCCUCAGUUAGAACAGGUGCUAAUUCAGACCGAUCAGCUCCGGAAGUCAUGACGUCUUCAGAGAAACAGAUGGCUUUUCACACCUGUUUUGCCUUGCGCCAAUAUUUUAGAGCUCAUCUUCUUUUGCUUGUGGAUUCCAUCCGUCCUAGCAAAAGUAACCGAGGUGGUGUAAGGGCUGUCUAUAAACCCCUUGACAUCAGCAAUGAAGCUGUAGAUGCCGUCUUCGCUCAGUUACAAAAGGAUAGGAAGUUGGGUCAGACCUUCGCUAAAACUCCAUGGAUUGCUGUCAACAAAUUUUUGGAGUCGUCUGGACAUGUUACCAUGUUGGAACUAUGUCAGACUCCACCGGUAGACCGUUAUCUGCAUGAUCUACUUCAGUAUGCUUUUGGUGUACUUCACAUUCUUACAUCUAUACCUGAGGGCCGCAAAGCAAUUGUGAAUGCCACACUCAGUAACAAUCGUGCUGGCAUUGCUGUCAUUCUGGAUGCAACAAAUAUUUCUAACAGCAUAGUGGAUCCUGAGAUCAUACAGCCUGCACUAAAUGUUCUAAUCAAUCUGGUAUGCCCACCACCAUCAUUAACCUAUAAGCCGACAACAUCUUCAGUUGGGAGCGGAAGAAUUUACCUAGGAGCAGGAGCUGGUUCUGCUGGUCUUUCUGCUAAGUUGGAGCAGGUCUAUCGUCAAGCACGUGAAGCAGUGCGUGGAAAUGAUGGUAUAAAAAUUCUCUUAAAACUUCUUCAGCCCAGAAUAUACGUGAAUCCCCCUGCUAGCCCAGAUUGUCUACGGGCGCUGGCUUGCAGGGUACUUCUUGGUCUGGCUAGAGAUGAUACAAUUGCACACAUACUGACCAAACUUGAGGUUGGUAAGAGUUUAUCGGAACUUAUUCGAGAUUCAGGUGGUCAGUCAAGUGGAACAGAUCAGGUCAAAUGGCAGUCUCAACUUGCUCAGGUGGCGCUUGAGCUAAUAGGGAUAGUGACAAAUUCUGGGCAUGCGACUACACUAACAGCCAGCGAUGCUGCUACUCCAACAUUGCGGCGCAUUGAAAGAGCAGCCAUUGCAGCAGCUACACCUAUAACAUAUGAUUCCAAGGAGCUUUUGCUCCUUAUCCAUGAGCACCUCCAGGCAUCAGGUCUUGGUGAAACUGCUUCAUCACUGUUAAAAGAGGCUCAUUUAGCUCCUCUAUCUUCGUUGGCUCCCCCUUGUUCAAUUGCAUAUCCCUCUACACAGGAGAUGGCUACGCCCGUAGCUCAGCAACAAUGGCCCUCUGGCCGUGCUAACAGUGGAUUUUUCUCCAGCAAACCCGAAGUCAGUGGAUUUUCCACCAGCAAACCCGAAGUCUGUGCACAAUGGCCCUCUGGGCGUGCUAAUGGUGGUUUUUUCCCCAGGAAACCCAAAGUCGAUGCACAUGACGAAGAUCCUAGCUCGAGAGGUAAUGCAGCUCCAUCCGCAAAGAAAAAACAGUUGACUUUUUCACCUGGCUUUAGUUCGCAGUCACGAAAGCAAUAUUUUCCCCGUGACGCUCAACCUCAGUCCACGCAGAGAUUAAAUAGUAGUUCAAAUCCAGAUCCUGCUUGUUCAAAUGCUUCAGAAGCUGAUGCCGAUGCUCAACUUAAGACCCCGACUUCCUAUCUGAGAAAACGGAAGUCGUCUGAACUUAGAGACCACCCAGAGUUCUCAAAUUCGGCAAAGAGAAUGAAUUUGGGAGAGUCAGGACCACGAUCUCCGGCUUGUCCAACCACGACUUCCUUACGUAGGUAUCCCACCAUUGCGGAUGGUUCAGGUAUCCAAACACCAGCUCCAGCUUCAGAUGUCAACCAACCUGGGAGCUCCAGACUGGGCCAGAUGACACCUGGUUCCCAGCUAAAUGUUGCAAACGAUCCCCAACCUUCGAUUCCGGAACGGUUAACACUAGACUCCCUUGUGGUUCAGUAUUUGAAGCACCAACACAGGCAGUGCCUGGCUCCAAUCACAACUCUUCCCCCUGUGUCUCUCCUACAUCCUCAUGUCUGUCCUGAACCUAAACGGUUACGAGAAGCUCCACUGAACAUCACUGGCCGCAUUGGCACCCGUGAGCUUAAAAGUUUCUAUGGUGGAGUCCAUGGGAAUCGCAGGGACCGUCAGUUGAUUUUCAGCAGAUUUAAAUCUUGGAGAUCUUGCCGGGAUGAGAAUGCACUCUUAACAUGCAUUUCACUUCUUGGAGGUACUAAUCAUUUAGCAGUUGGUAGUCAUGCUGGAGAAAUCAAGAUCUUUGAAGCUGGCAGCGGUACCUUGCUUGAGAGUUUCUCGGGUCACCAGGCUCCGGUUACACUUGUUCAGCCAUAUGUCUCUGGUGAUACUCAGUUGUUGCUUUCUUCGAGCUCCAGUGAUGUGCAGUUGUGGGACGCCUCUUGUAUACUUGGUGGGUCUAAACACUCCUUUGAUGGAUGCAAGGCUGCAAAAUUCAACCACUCUGGGCUACAUUUUGGAGCGCUCUCUUGUGAAGCAUCAAAAGAUGUUCUUCUAUAUGACGUACAGACCUGCAAGUCUAUUUUGAAACUCACUGACACAGUCACUUCUUCACGGAGCAAUCCCUAUUCUCUUGUACACUUCAGCCCUUGUGAUAAUCUGAUAUUGUGGAAUGGUGUUCUCUGGGACAUCCGUAAACAAGAGCAUAUCAAUCGGUUUGAUCAAUUUACUGAUUAUGGCGGCGGUGGUUAUCAUCCCUCUGGGAACGAGAUCAUCAUCAACUCAGAGGUCUGGGAUCUGAGAAACUUCAGGCUUCUUCGAAGUGUACCAUCACUAGACCAGACAGCUAUUACGUUCAACUCCGGGGGUGAUGUGAUAUACGCAAUGCUGAGGAGAAACAUCGAGGAUGUCAUGUCUGCUGUUCACACACGCCGUGUGAAGCAUCCGUUGUUUGCUGCUUUCCGCACCCUUGAUGCGAUCAACUACUCUGACAUUGCCACUAUACCCGUGGACCGGUGUCUUCUCGACUUUGCCACAGAACCAACAGAUUCUUUCCUUGGGCUGAUCACAAUGGAAGAUCAGGAAGACAUGUUUUCCUCGGCCAGGGUGUAUGAGAUUGGUAGGCGGAGACCAACAGAGGAUGACUCUGAUCCCGACGAUGAUGAUGAGACAGAGGAUGAAGACGAAGAUGAUGAAGAUGACGAUGACUUGGACCGCAUUCUGGGACUAGGUGGAGAUGAUAGCGACAGUGGAGAUGAUGACAUCGAAGAUAUUGGGAGCGAUAUGGAUGAUGAAGAAAGAGAUAUGUUCCUCAACGCUAGUGCUGGCUUGAUGGAAUUAAUAUCUGAGGGCGAGUAUGAAGACGAUGACCACGAUGACGAUGAUGAUGAUGAUGAUGGUGAUGAAGACAUAAGCAGUGGCGAAGAGGAGGAUUAUCUAGAGUUCUAG